GACAGCGCUAGCACACAUGACACAUAGCGCACGUGUUUAAUGAAUUUUGAGGUUAUAAUCAGUUAUGAUGCUCAGUGAUCUAAAUCAACAUUUACUUUUAUUGAUAUAUUGUAUGAAGUAUAAUAUAUAUAUAUAUUGCGUUAUUAUAAGCAUUAAAUAGAAAGCGUUUCUCCGCAAAAUGGGGCGUAUUCAACGUAAAAAGACACUGGAUACUAAGAGCAAAAUCAACAAAACUAAAUCAAUACAGAAAACGCGCAAGCAGCUACGUAAAGAGAAAAGGCAACAAAAGAAGAUAAGUAGGGCAGAGUAUUAUCAAAAGAAAAAGUCGAAAAAUCAGUCGGGAAAAAUUGUUCAAGUAUCAGGGACUGACAGUGAUAAAUCGAUGAAAAUAAAAGAAAAAGUUGACGUUGACCAGGUGCCAACGACGAAGACGCAAAAACGACAGAAGUCUAAAGAUACGAAGGAAAAAAGGAUGCAGAAGAAUGCAAAAAAGCAAAGAAUGGUACAGUUGAACCAGGCUAAUAUAGAGGAGGACAAGGCGAUUAAACACUUGGAAAAGCAAUUGAAGUUGAAUAAACGAAAGAGCAAAUCUAUCCCAAAGUCUUUCGUAUCAGAUGGAUUAGAUUAUCUCUUGGAUUUCUGUGAUUCGGAGAAUAGAAGUCACAUUGUUAAAACUGAGAAGCAAUUGCAAGAAACUGAAGUGAGUAAAGAACUCGAAGAGGACUUGAACUUGGCUAUUGGCGAGGAAGAUAUUGAGGAUAGGCAUGAAAAUGACGAAGAAGAUAGCAUAGAUGACAAUGAAGAUUCUGAACAAGAUUCAGAAAAUGAAAGUCUUUUGUCCGAUCAACAUUUAACUCAAGAUAAUAGCAAAGAAAUUUCUUUAGAAGAGACAAAUACAAUAAACAAAUCUAAAACUUAUGCAACAGAUGACGAAGAUGAGACAGUGAAUGAAGAGUUGAAUCAGAGUGACGCAUCAGAACAGUCAGAUGAUGAAGAUUUAUGGGAAGAUAUUUAUGGUAGGCAAAGAGACAAAGAGGGUAACAUUGUAUCAAAGAAAUAUGUACCACCUGCUGGACGCAUUGGAAGUAAUAUUUCUUCCGACGAUGAAAAAGUUCGUAGAUUGAAAAGACAAAUGAAAGGUAUUUUAAAUAGAUUAGCAGAGCAAAAUAUGCAUACCAUUGCAAAUCAGGUAGAAGAAAUGUAUAUGUCAAACAGUCGUAACGAUAUGAAUGUAAUGUUAUCCAAACUAAUGAUGGAAAGUAUAGUUGCACCAACAUUAACUCCAGAUCGACUUAUCAGUGAACAUAUGAUGUUAAUCGCUGUAUUACACGCAAAUGUUGGUACGGAAGUUGGCGCACAUUUUUUACUGACUAUUGUAAAAAAGCUUCACCAUAUGUUGGAGGAAUCUCAUUGUGUUGAGAAUAAGGAAUUAGAUAAUAUUAUCCUUAUGAUUUCACAUCUCUAUAAUUUCAAGGUAUAUGGUCAUCGCCUUCUGUAUCAAAUAUUAGAAAAACUAGCAGCAAAGUUCACAGAGAAGGAAAUUGAACUGAUUUUAUUGAUUUUAAGGACAGUGGGCUUUCAGUUAAGAAAAGAUGAUCCAAUUGCUUUGAAGGAACUUAUAUUAAAUUUGCAACAAAAGGCAAAUAAUGCUAUCCUCGAAAACUCGAGGGUCAAAUUUAUGUUAGAUGUAUUACUAGCAAUAAAAAAUAAUAAUGUGAACAAAAUACCACAGUAUGAUCCAACUCAGAUAGAACACUUGAAGAAAAUUCUAAAGAGUUUUAUCCAUAAGGGUAAUAACGUUGCACAAUUUAAUGUAACUUUAGAAGACUUACUACAAGCGGAUGAAAGAGGAAAAUGGUGGAUAGUAGGAUCAGCCUGGUCCGGUCUCAAGGAUAUUGGUAAAUUAGAAAAGAAUUCAGAAGACAAAAAACAAAAGUACAGUGAAGACAUAUUGGAGUUAGCACGAAAACAGAGAAUGAAUACUGAUAUCAGAAGAGAUAUAUUUUGCGUACUUAUGACAGCUGAAGAUUAUUUAGACGCAUUUGAAAAAAUUCAUCACCUUGGUUUGAAAAAUCAACAACAAAGGGAAAUAAUUUACGUUAUCCUCAAUUGUUGCAUUCAAGAGAAAAAGUUCAAUCCUUAUUAUGCUGUUUUGGCGCAAAGGCUCUGUGAUACCGAUAGAAAAUAUCAGUUAACUAUACAAUAUGCAUUGUGGGAUAAAUUAAAGGCAUUGGAUGAUUUGAGUACAAAACAGUUAACAAAUCUGGCAAAAUUUUUGACUUCUCUAUUCUUAGGCAAAGGUCUUCCUCUUUCCAUUUUAAAGGUUAUUCAAUUUACGGAAUUAGACAAGUUAACCAUGAGGCUUGUACGACAAAUCAUGCUGGGAAUAUUAUUACACGAGAAUGAGGAGGCCUGUUUGGAAGUAUUUGGAAGAAUAUCUUUAUCUCCAAAGUUGCAAACUUUCAGAGAAAGUCUUAGAUUAUUUAUAAAUCAUUUUCUUGUAAAAAAUAUUUGUGCUUCUGAAAACUUACAGGAACAUAGUGAACUAUUGAAGAACCGAGCGAGGUUGGUAGACAAACUUUUAAGUACACGAGAGUCAAAACUUAUAUUUUAACUGAUUUUAUAAUAAUUAAUGCAUAU
Messenger RNA from Temnothorax curvispinosus, 2640 nucleotides. RefSeq names its product nucleolar MIF4G domain-containing protein 1 homolog. Lineage: Eukaryota; Metazoa; Arthropoda; Insecta; Hymenoptera; Formicidae. The transcript has 8 exons. Gene Ontology annotation, cellular component: nucleolus. The record is from RefSeq and is a predicted model, not a curated record. Bases 179 to 2614 code for a protein of 811 amino acids. Gene Ontology annotation, biological process: ribosomal small subunit biogenesis. Gene Ontology annotation, molecular function: RNA binding; protein binding.